UCAAGUGCAGCCACUGAUCACGAGAUGCUACCACGAAAUCUACCUCAGCCUUCGCCUCUCCUCGUUCACGUGGUGCGUCGUAGGUCUCGACAGGAGCUCUGCAGACACUCCUGAAAGCCUCUCAACAGAUUGUGACAUCAAGUCCAAGCAUGAUGACCUAGUAGCAGGUUAAAGUCUGAAACAUUGAUUCAGCAGUCCAAGAUAACCCUGCCUUUUUUUAUCAGUGUCACUUCUGAAGGCUACAGACCUCCUGUUUCUUCCCUGGUUACUUCAGAAACACUCAGCUGACCUUUCUCUGGUGAAAAGAUCCUGACUUUUCUCUCUGGUCCUGGAAAUAUUAAUGGAAUACAGUCAUGUCUACCCAGGACGAGAGGCAGAUAAAUACAGAAUAUGCUGUAUCCUUGUUGGAGCAGUUAAAAUUCUUUUAUGAACAGCAGCUGCUAACUGACAUUGUGUUGAUCGUUGAGGGCACUGAAUUUCCCUGCCAUAAGAUGGUUCUUGCAACAUGCAGCUCAUAUUUCAGAGCCAUGUUCAUGAGCGGGCUCAGUGAGAGCAAGCAGACACACGUGCACCUGAGGAACGUGGAUGCAGCCACCUUACAAACCAUCAUCACGUACGCGUACACGGGUAACUUGGCGAUAAGCGACGGCACGGUGGAGCAGCUUUAUGAGACCGCCUGCUUCCUACAGGUAGACGAUGUGCUGCAGCGGUGCAGAGAAUACUUAAUCAAAAAAAUUAACGCCGAGAACUGCGUGCGGCUGUUGAGCUUUGCCGACCUCUUCAGCUGCGAGGAGUUAAAGCAGAGCGCCAAAAGGAUGGUGGAGCACAAGUUCACGGUGGUGUACCACCAGGAGGCUUUCAUGCAGCUCUCCCAUGACCUGCUGAUAGAUAUUCUAAGCAGCGACAACUUAAACGUGGAGAAGGAGGAGACGGUGCGGGAGGCGGCGAUGCUGUGGCUGGAGUACAACACGGAGUCGCGCUCGCAGUACCUGUCCUCGGUCCUCAGCCAGAUCCGCAUCGACGCGCUCUCCGAGGUGACGCAGCGAGCCUGGUUCCAGGGCCUGCCCCCCAACGACAAGUCCGUGGUGGUGCAAGGGCUCUACAAGUCGAUGCCCAAGUUUUUCAAGCCCAGGUUAGGUAUGACGAAAGAGGAGAUGAUGAUAUUCAUUGAAGCUGCUGCUGAAAACCCCGGGAGUCUUUAUUCUUCUGUCUGUUAUAGCCCCCAGGCAGAAAAAGUUUACAAACUCUGCAACCCUCCCGCCGACUUGCAUAAGGUCGGGACGCUCGUAACUCCCGAUAACGACAUCUACAUAGCGGGGGGGCAGGUUCCCCUGAAAAACACCAAAAGCAACCACAGUAAAAGCAGCAAACUGCAGGCUGCCUUCAGAACUGUCAAUUGCUUUUACUGGUUCGACGCGCAGCAAAACACUUGGUUCCCAAAGACGCCGAUGCUCUUCGUCCGCGUGAAGCCGUCCCUGGUCUGCUGCGAGGGCUACAUCUAUGCAAUCGGAGGGGACAGCGUGGGCGGGGAGCUCAACAGGAGAACCGUGGAGCGCUACGACACCGAGAAGGACGAGUGGAGCAUGGUGAGCCCGCUGCCUUGCGCCUGGCAGUGGAGCACGGCCGUGGCCGUUCACAACUGCAUCUACGUGAUGGCCCACAACCUGAUGUACUGCUACUUCCCCAGGUCGGACGCUUGGGUGGAGAUGGCGAUGCGCCAGACCAGCAGGUGCUUCGCCUCGGCCGCGGCGUUCGGAGAUCAGAUCUUCUACAUCGGGGGGCUGCACAUCGCCAGCAACUCCGGGAUCAGGCUGCCCAGCAGUACUGUGGACGGCUCUUCCGUGACGGUGGAGAUCUACGACGUGAACAAGAACGAGUGGCGCAUGGCGGCCAACAUCCCCGCCAAGCGCUACUCCGACCCCUGCGUCAGAGCCGUCGUCAUCUCCAACGCCCUCUGCGUCUUCAUACGGGAGACCCACAUGAACGAGCGCGCCAAGUACGCCACCUACCAGUACGACCUGGAGCUCGACCGCUGGUUCCUGAGGCAGCACAUAUCGGAGCGGGUGCUCUGGGACCUGGGGAAGGACUUCCGGUGCACUGUGGGGAAGCUGUACCCGUCCUGCCUGGAGGAGUCCCCCUGGAAGCCCCCCACCUAUCUCUUCUCGCCAGAUGGAGCUGAUGAGUUUGAGCUGGACGGGGAGAUGGUCACUUUACCACCCGUAUAGCUCACAGACUGGCUGCACGGCUGAUUCAGGGCUCGGUGACCUGCAUAGAAGGGGUUGUGAAAGAACAGGGCUGGAAAGAGAAACAUCCAACCUGUCUUUCCUGAGCUGUGUUUUUAGGCCCUACCUGAGACUCGCCACCGAUGAAUCAGUGGAAUGAGCAGAUAGGCUUCCAUUAUCUGAAAUACUAUUAUCUGAUAAUUGAGAAACGUGUAUGUAUAUCAUGAGCUUAAGCAUCUGACUUGUCUAAAGAAUUAAUUUCUAGUUCUAUGAAGUCUCCGUUCAGGAAAAUUAGCUUCAGAAAAAAAGUAGUUACUGUUUCUAGGACAGACAAUGUUUCACAACUCUUUCGAAAGUAUCUUCCAGUUAUAUUUGAACUACUUCUGGAUAUUCUACUUAAGUGCUAGUUAUAUAAUUGUCAGUGCGGCCUAGUUAAAGGACUGGGCCGCGCUUCCGUAAUACUAAUAUCCACGUUGGUAUAGUAAUGCCAUUAAAAGAAAAAGAAACAAAUCCCAUGGAUCUACCUGUGGUAGGAAGGGUAGAUCUUCCAUUGUAUGGUAACAUGCAGGGCAAAAAUGACUGCAGGUUCAGUCACGCUGUAUUAUUAGGUGCAUGUAUUCUAUUUUCACUAACUUAUACCUGUCUAUUUAGAAUACAGGUCUUCCAAGCAGCUGGUAGUUUACCAGGUGUGGACUUAAGUUGCUGGGCUUGCAAUAGGAAUUGUCAGCCCUCAUAGUGCGGGUCUGCGUGGAGCUUUCAGCAGUAAAGGUCUCCACGUUCUGUAUUACAGUAACAUUGGCUCAUGUAUAUUACUUCCUGCUGCUGAUGUAUUUUUCCAUUGUAAAACAAAGUUCUAGUGUGGAUUAACCAGGUCUUUAUUUUCUGUUAAUUUAAUAACAAGCAUUACUGUAGUGUGAUUGUGUAUAGAUAUCCCUUAGCGUAUCUAUCAGGUUUUUUACUUUGGGGGGGUGGGAGGGGAGCCAAAACCGUUCAGGAAUUCCCUGUGCUGCGGGCGCAGGAGAGCAGGUGACUAGUGCUGCUCUGGCAUUAACCCCAGGAACCACUAGCAGUAGCGGGGAGCCGCCAACCUAACAUGAACACAGGUGCUUCAUGACAAAAAAAACCCUACUAGCAUGUUCAGCUGCAUCAUGUUCUGGCACUGUAUUUUGAAUGACAUUAAUUUAUUAAAAAAGACUGAAUCCAA
Messenger RNA from Merops nubicus (carmine bee-eater), 3426 nucleotides. RefSeq names its product kelch repeat and BTB (POZ) domain containing 2 (gene KBTBD2). Gene Ontology annotation, molecular function: protein binding. The transcript is spliced from 3 exons. The record is from RefSeq and is a predicted model, not a curated record. NCBI's taxonomy places the organism in Eukaryota, Metazoa, Chordata, Aves, Coraciiformes, Meropidae. Bases 354 to 2225 code for a protein of 623 amino acids.